CAUGAUCUGAAAGCUCCCUCUGAGGAGUCUGAGGAAUGUGGACAAGGAGCGACAGCAUCAGAAGCCGCAGUCGCUCCACAAUGCCUUCCUUUUACUCUCUGAUGAUCGGGGUGACAUUCAUCUUCCACAGCAGCGGAAUCCCAUGGACUCAGGAAAAGCUCCAACACACAGCUGUUUCACUGACAAACGAGGAGAUCAGCGCCGUCCUGAAUCAUACUGAUGUGGAUCAAAUGUGGGAGAGGGACCUGAAGCCUCUACUGGUUGUCAGGUACCCAGGUUCUGCAGGCAACCAGGCUGUACAGGAACAUAUAAAGACAACUCUUGGUUCCCUCGGAGCCGGCUGGGAAGUGACGACGGACAGGUUCGACUCAGAAACACCUUACGGCCGACUUCCUUUCACCAACCUGAUCGCCACACUGGACCCGUCGGCGAAGCGCCGCCUGGUUCUGGCCUGUCACUACGAUUCCAAAUACUACCCACCACAGUGGCACGGGAAGGAGUUCCUGGGGGCCACAGACUCUGCCGUGCCCUGUGCCAUGAUGCUGGAGUUGGCACGGGCCCUGGAUGAGGAACUGAAAGCUCAGAAGAGCUCCAACUCUAACCUGACCCUGCAGCUGAUCUUUUUUGAUGGGGAGGAGGCUCUUUUCCAGUGGACCUCCACUGAUUCCCUGUAUGGCUCUCGCCACCUGGCUGAGAAGAUGGAGGUCACCCCACACCCCGAGGGAGCCACAGAGACCAACCUGCUGCAUGGCAUAGAUCUCUUUGUGCUGUUGGACCUUAUCGGGGCCCCUGCCCCUCUCUUUGGAAACAAGUUCCAAGACACCAAACCCUGGUUCACCAGACUGCAGAACAUUGAGAAGCGCCUGCACGCAGCGAACCAGCUUGUGGAGCAUCCAAACAGCGUGCAGUAUUUCUGGCCCGGUGUUCCAGUCGGCCAUGUUUUAGAUGAUCACGUGCCGUUCCAUAAUAGAGGUGUUCGGGUCCUGCACCUCAUCCCUGCCAGCUUUCCGUCUGUAUGGCACAGGUUUGAGGAUAACGAGGAGAACCUGGACCGCCCCACGAUUACAAACCUCAGCAAGAUUCUUCAGAUUUUUGUUCUGGAGUACCUCAACGCCAAACCUACCAGCCCUACAAACCCUCAAAAUGCUCCAUGAACUCAUUCAAUCCUCCUCAUAGCUCAUCUUAGUAGUAGUUUUUCAUGUCAAACAUCGAGGUCUUCAGAAAUGUUAUCUUGUUUGAUCAAAGCAGUAAGACGUGAGGUAAUGUUUGAUUUAUUUGCAGGUCAUGAUAUUUCUUCUAUUGUUGAUCUGUUCAACGAUCGCAGGAAGUGGGGUUCAUUUUUUUACCAAAGCAGCAUCUCUGAAAGCCUUCACGUCCCGUCUUCCUGCCUAUAGAAGUGGAUUACUUCCUGUGCUGAUGUCUCAUGUGCCUGUUUCUGUUUAUAUGAUUCUAUAAGCUAGCUUUUAAUGUAAAUGCCAGAAUAAUCCACACUGCCAAAUCUGGUAUCCUGUAUUUUGACAGUGAAUAAAUGUUUGUGCAGAAAAUAAGGAGUGUAAAGCGA
Molecule: messenger RNA, 1561 nt
Organism: Austrofundulus limnaeus
Lineage: Eukaryota; Metazoa; Chordata; Actinopteri; Cyprinodontiformes; Rivulidae
Gene: qpct
Product: glutaminyl-peptide cyclotransferase
Exons: 7
Coding region: 36-1154 (372 amino acids)
Molecular function (GO): zinc ion binding; glutaminyl-peptide cyclotransferase activity
Source: RefSeq, a predicted model, not a curated record